This is a messenger RNA of Periconia digitata, 1809 nucleotides long. The record is from the annotation of a GenBank genome assembly. NCBI's taxonomy places the organism in Eukaryota, Fungi, Ascomycota, Dothideomycetes, Pleosporales, Periconiaceae.
CGCGCCGACCAUCUAAUAAUGUCAUUUAUGCGCUCGCCUGCCCUCCUCCAAAGAGCCAUUGUACGCACAAACGUCCAGUUUCAACCCCGUCCACCACAACUCAAUGCUCUCCGCACAAGACUCCACCCUGGUAUAGCACCUUGCUUGCCCUCCACCUCACCCUUCACUCGCAGUCUGACUGGCCAGAGUGGUGCGCCGACACCUGGCAAUGACGCUCCGAACCCCGUGGACGAUGCCGUAGAAGAUGCAAAUGAGGAUGGAGAAACCGCGGGCAAUUCCAAGGAUCCCAAAUGGAAAGGUACGGCAUUCAAGAUGUUUGAAGCCGCUGCCACUACUGGCGCUUCCAUCCUCAUUCUUGGUCUGGUUGGCUACAGCUAUACCCGAUACUACAAAUACAUGGUCCAGAAGAAGAUAGAGAAUGCUUUCAAAGAGGGGGACCCUGUAUUGGAGCUUGCAGCUACCGGCAAGGAGGUACCCAAGGAAGACAUGGCAGGCGUCCACCACCCUCCCGAAGAAGGUGGUGAGCACGACCGAUGGAUUGAGCGUGAGGAGCAGCAACGAAUCAAUCGGAUCGUAUGCGGUCAAGAGAAAGGUCGCUAUCACCUGCUCCUGGGCGAGAAAGGGACAGGAAAGAGCUCCAUGUUGAUCGAGGCCAUGUCCAAGAUUGAUGGCGAAGGUGUUUCCAUGAUGGAAGCUCACGCAGAUCCCGAAAUUUUCCGAAUCCGUCUGGGCCGCUGUCUGGACUUUGAGUUUCACGAGGACAACAUUGGAGCGCUAUUUUCUAUUCGUGGCCCUCGUGAUGCCAGUGCCUUGCUAGAUAUCGAGCGAGCUUUCAACAAGUUGGAGAAAGUAGCCCUCAAGCGGCGUGCCGAGGUCAAGCGCCCUUUGGUCUUGAUCAUCAACCAGGCGCACUUGAUUAGGGAUGAUGAGAAUGGUCGCGAUCUUAUCGAGCUCAUUCAACAGCGCGCAGAGCAAUGGGCCGCCUCCAACAUUGCCACCAUCAUCAUCAACUCCGACAAAUAUUGGGUUUAUGAGAGAUUGAAGCAGCAUGCCACCCGGAUGGAAGUUACCCAAGUAUCUGAUCUUCCCAAGAAUCGAGCCAUGCAAGCGUUGCGAAACUACAGAAUGAAAUACUGGCAUGAAGCGACUUCGGCAACGAUUUUGGAAGAGGUCUAUGACAAGAUUGGAGGGCGCCUGACUUUCUUGAACCGUGUAGCCAAGGCUCAGGACAUGGUCAAAAAGUGCGACGAAAUCUGCCAGAUGGAGAAAACGUGGUUCCUCAAUAAUUGCGGUAUUCUCGGCGAGGAAAUGGAUGACGACGUCAUGGACCAGCAGAAAUACGCGUCUACUGCCAUGGUCCUUGCCCUUGCGUUGUACAAAAAGUCCCUGGAAAUGGAACACGAGGUCUACGACCCCCAGCGCGGACAUGUCCUUCCGGAAUUCCCACUCCACAAAGCGCGCUUCAUCAUGACGCGCGCCGACUUCAUCCGCGCCCACCACGAUCUAUCCAUAUUCGCCAUCGACUCGCACGCCAUGGUGCGCGCCGACAGCGUGCCCAUGCAGCGGGCCUUCAACGAAGUUUGCGCCGAGCCCGGGUUCGAGAAAUUCCUGGAAGCGACACUCGACCGUAUUGGUGAUAUUGAGUCGCUCGGCCGUACCAAGGAGCUUACCCUCAAGGAUCUGUGGGAAGGUGGUAAAUACAAAAUCACCACGCGCGAUCAAAAAGGCAAUGUUGACAAAGAGAUUCACGUGGAAGCUGUGGAAAAGCCAGAGGAUGAUGAUGACGAUGAUGAAGGGUGCGAUGACUAG